CCAGGUUGGGGACACGCGCUAGCAGAGUUCAGGUGCUCAGCGGGCAGCGCUGCGCGCUAGGAGUCGACCGAAGUGAAUCAACUUCAAUUCGCAGGUGAGGCAACAGGGGCCUGACGGAGGAUCCAGUUCCAGCUACCCAGAUUCCUGACACACUGUGAUGUGCCUGAGUGGGUGUCGUCGGCACAGGGACGGGAGCGCGUUUGGGUAAGGGGUUCCGAAUUUGGAGUGCGACAGACCUGGUUCCGACAGAGCUCGGCUACGCGGCGGCCGUGAGACCUCGCACGCUCGUCCUCUCGAGCCCCCGGUUUCCUCCUCGCUCGGCCCGCCGCGGCGCGAGGCGUCGACGCGCCGCUCCGCAAGCCUGCGGCCGGACGCCCAGGAAGCCCCGAGGCCGGGAUGGGUGCUGCGCCGACGCCCCCUGGCGGCCGGCUCCCCGCCCUCGCCGGCCCGCGCCCAACGCUCGGCUCCUGGACGCCGGCGGCCGGAUGCCCUGCGGCCGCACGGUCCUCUGCCUCCUGGCGGCUCUGGCUGCCUGUGGCGCCGUCGCCUUCCUCGGCUACUGUGUGUACUUCGACCGGAAGCGGCGUGGAGACCCCGCGUUCAGGCGCCGCCUGCGGGACAGUGAGUGCGACGGCUGCGGCGGUGGCGCGGCCGGGCGGGCGGCGAGCCGGCCCACUGGGUGAGGGCUUCGCGGGGCGCACGCGGGCGUCGGGAUGGCUCCCGAGUGGCACGUGCCCGGUUGUGUUUGCAGAAAGAAGAGCCCAGCACCAGAAGGCUGAGGGACGGGGCGCCCAGGUAUGGGAUCCAGCAAAGAAUGAAAAAUUGCAAGAACUUUUUCUGCAAGAGGUACAAAUGGGAGAACUUUGGUUAUCCAGAGGAGACCUUCGAUUGGGGGUUGAACAUCUCAGCAAUGCCCUUUUAGUGUGUGGACAACCAGAGGAACUUCUGAAGGUUUUCAAACACACACUCCCUCCUAAGGUAUUUGAGAUGCUGUUGCACAAAAUUCCCCUUAUUUGCCAGCAAUUUGAGACAGACAUGAAUGAACAGGAAUACUUGGAGGAUGAUCGUGAUUGAAAAACAUUUCAACGUAUCCACAGUCCAGCCAGAAUACUAUGGUACUAUAUAUAGUAUAAACAACUGCUCAGUGAUAUUUCCAUUUAUUUUACUUUUAGUAAUAAAAAAUUUUUUCUAUCUCA
Molecule: messenger RNA, 1196 nt
Organism: Panthera uncia (snow leopard)
Lineage: Eukaryota; Metazoa; Chordata; Mammalia; Carnivora; Felidae
Gene: TOMM20L
Product: translocase of outer mitochondrial membrane 20 like
Exons: 4
Coding region: 397-1074 (225 amino acids)
Biological process (GO): protein import into mitochondrial matrix; tRNA import into mitochondrion; protein targeting
Cellular component (GO): mitochondrial outer membrane translocase complex; mitochondrial outer membrane
Molecular function (GO): transmembrane protein transporter activity
Source: RefSeq, a predicted model, not a curated record